CUGCUACUCUUUCGCUUUAGGACAUCGUCUUUGUUCCGCUCUUUAACUUAUUUAGGGCUAACUGAAGGCCUAAAUCUUGUCAAAACUCCCUGCUGAUGCUGCUGUGCUACAUCAAUAACGAACGCUAAGACCGAGCUGUAAGCUACACCGCCUCCAGCGGCUCGUCUCAACGCCCCGUGGAACGCCAGGCAGUGUAGCGGAAGAAGACAUGCGCUGAGGGGCUAAUCUCUCGGCAAUCCCUUCCUCACUUGGUAGGGCGAUCGGAGAAACAUUCGAUGUGGAGCCGGAGGCCAGAGCCGAAACUAACCAGCAGCGAGUUGCAUGCGUAUGUGAAGGGAUAGAGCCAUCCAUUUUUUAAGACUCCCAUGGGCAUCGUGCCAGGACUUAACCAUUUACCUUCUUCAGCACCGGCUACACACACCAUCGCUUCGCGGUCUUGAGCUACAGUUAGUCCCAAAUGGGAUCCACUGUGCAAAGUGAGCAACAGGUCGCUAUCGUUACCGGUGCCACGAGUGGUAUUGGUACAUGGCUCGCAAAGCACAUCCACGCACGUGGCUAUCGCGUUGCACUUUGCGGUCGACGUGAAAAAGAGGGGCAAGAUGUUGCCUCCUCCAUCGACGAGUCCGGAGAGUCGGCUAUCUUCAUACAAUGUGACGUGGAAUCCUAUCAGUCACAGGCCGAUCUAUUCAGAAGCGUCUGGGGAAAAUGGGGCCGUCUUGACGUUCUUAUUGCCAACGCUGGUUCCGUAGAUCGAGGUUCAAUGUAUAACUUCGCCCGUCGCGAUACAGCUAUCGACGACCUACCGUCUGAACCUGAAACUAGCUGUACUGACAUCGACCUGAAAGGCACGAUAUAUGGCACCACACUGGCCACGCACUUCAUGCGUCACAAUGCUUACGGAAAGGGAGGGAAAAUCAUCGUCACAGGCAGCAUGAUUGGGAUCUACCCGUGCCCAACGUUCCCGGAGUACUGCGCGGCGAAGGCUGCAACACACCAAUGGGUCAAGACAGUGGGGCCUUUAUUGCAGAGAAAAGAAAACAUCACGGUAAACUGCGUAAUGCCCGGUGGUAUCGAGACGCCUGCCAUGCCUGGCUUUUCCAAAGCCUUCCUGCCCCAACAGAUGACAUUGAAGUCAACUCUUCUAUCCGGCUACGAUACUUUCCUCGAUGACGCGGAAAACAGAAAGACUGGUCAAAUGCUUGAAGCAGCACACGACAAGCUCGUCAAUUGGGGGCAUCCAGGUUAUAAGAGUGGAGCGUUCGCAAAGCGGACUGAGGCAGUUUUUGAACCAUGGUUUGAGAUGGUACACGGCGAAAGAAGUGAGUUGCCCGGCGCAAUUCAAGAUUGGCCAAAUAGAGGUCCCAAGAUCAUUGCCGUGACCGGUGCAACAGGAAGCCAGGGUGGCGGUGUAGUAAAUGUGUUGAAAAAGACGGUCGGUUGGAAGGUGAGAGCACUGACGAGGAAUCCUGAAAGUGAUGCAGCGAAGAAGCUUGCUGCUGAGGGCAUCGAGGUUAUUCAAGCUAGCUUCGAUGAUGAAGCAUCGCUGGCCAAGGCCUUUGAAGGGGUCCACGCCGUCUUUGCUGUUACUCAAUGGUGGGAACACCUCUUCCAUGGUAAGAGCCAAAUUGAAUCUGGUGAGAUCGAAGAAGAACAGGGCAUGAAAAUUGCCCGAGCCGCUGCAGGCUCGCGCACAUUGGAGCACUACAUCUGGUCCACAACGCCAAGUCCUAAGCGCAUGUUCCAGGGUAAGCUCCUGGCGUCGCAUAUGGAUUACAAGGCCAAUAUCGAUGCUCGAAUCAAAUCGGAGCUGCCUGAACUGGCAGCUAUCACUACGUAUCUGUACUUCGGCUAUUACCCCCAGAACAUGGCCUUCUUUCCGCUCUGCAAACCAUUCGAAUGUCCAGGCACCGGCCAAUACAUCCAAACCCUACCCACAAAAGGCAAUGCCAAAGUCCUCUUAUCUGGCGACAUGUCCGUGAACCCGGGAAUCUGGGUGCGUCAAGUACUUGCGACGGGCGACAAAGCCUACGGCAGAUAUGCCAACGUUGCGCUAGAAAAGUGGACUUUUCAAGAAAUGGUCGACGUAUGGUCCGAGAUCACAGGCAAAUCAUGCGUCUUCACGGAGAUCACAAUGGAGGCCGUGACCAAGCUGUACGGCGACAUGGGAAACGAGCUGGCCCUGCAAUUCAAAUAUGGCGAGGCGUGCGAUCCGUGGGAGGAGACCGACGACCAUAUUAGUCCUGAGGAGUUGAGCAUUGACAAAAAUGAGGUCGUAGGCUUUAGAGGGACAAUUGAGGGACUGCAACAGAAGGGUUUCUGGGCUUAGGUGAUAGUUAUCCCAAUUGUUCCGUACGGGUUUAGCCUCAGCCUGGGUCCUCAUCGCUUGUUAUAUAAUUUGCAGGACUCGUAAAAUUCACACCUAUCUCUGGUUGCUUUAUUUGGAUGUAACCUUUUACGAAAGAUUGUUGGUAUAUGGAUCGUAUUCCUGUUUACUCUUCUUACACCCAAAUCUUCGUGUCUAGUUGCGGGGUUUUUCAGCUUCAACAUCCCUAACAUAUCGACCUUAGGUUUAAGGACAUGUAGGAAAUCGUCACUUACUGUGCCACUCGUCUUUGUUGAUGGGAAGGAUCCGGUCUUGACAGGCAUCC
Messenger RNA from Cucurbitaria berberidis CBS 394.84, 2648 nucleotides. RefSeq names its product NAD(P)-binding protein. The record is from RefSeq and is a predicted model, not a curated record. The coding region runs from base 458 to 2326 and encodes 622 amino acids. The transcript is spliced from 4 exons. Gene Ontology annotation, molecular function: oxidoreductase activity. NCBI's taxonomy places the organism in Eukaryota, Fungi, Ascomycota, Dothideomycetes, Pleosporales, Cucurbitariaceae.